AUGAGAGCUCUGGAGUCUAUUGCGCUAUCUACCUUAGCGACUCAUGUCCAGACUAUCCAUUAUGAGGCGAGUGAACUGAUCGAUCCGUCCACCGGCGAUUCUGCUUAUUUCCAAUCAUGCAUAUAUACACGUGAAGAGUAUAGCAAAGACCGCAUAGAGUUCAACUGGGAAAGCAAAAGCUGUGAUAUGUCAUACAAGAGUAUUCACAAACACUUUUCCAGUACUUUGGAGGAGCAAAAUGUCAUAUUACACGAGAGACACGACAUUGAAGUCCUUUGUCGCUCAAUCAAGUUGUUCUCCAAUUUGAAAAGCGUUCUUCUUUCAUUUGAUGGAUCAAGAAAGCUCGGCCAACUCUGGUUUACUUCCAGGGCAUAUAUGAGCUGGGAGGAUUCUUUUCCCCUUCACCUUGAAGCGAUUCUUCGUUCUAUGUCUGCGGCACGAAAUGAAGGUGUUCAUAUCACCACACUGCAAGUCAGUGGUUUCUAUGCUCAUCUCAGUCACUUGGAUAAAGAGCUUCUGGAUCUAGCGGAGUCUGCGCUAGUCGAAGUCUCGACUUUGAAGUUAGUGGACAGUGUCAGCCUACUCAGAUUUUUUCGUCGGGUUAAACUGGACCAAAUCAAGAGUCUCUAUGUUCAAAAUUGCUACUUUGUGGGUCAUGAUCUGAUUGAUUUCAUAUGCAAUUCUGCCCCUGCUCUUCGCCGUUUGAUCUUAGAAGGAACCCCAGUCUAUAGAAGCUCCCUGAAAGCGCUACCGUCGAGCCUUGAUCUGAUGUUUGUCUAG
Messenger RNA from Penicillium waksmanii, 780 nucleotides. RefSeq lists its product as uncharacterized. The coding region runs from base 1 to 780 and encodes 259 amino acids. NCBI's taxonomy places the organism in Eukaryota, Fungi, Ascomycota, Eurotiomycetes, Eurotiales, Aspergillaceae. The record is from RefSeq and is a predicted model, not a curated record. The transcript has 2 exons.